CAGGUGUAGAUUCCUGCCUAAGAAGAGGCAUCGGAGGACAGAAGAGGCAUCGGAGGACCCCACUCCGCAUCCCAGGCAUGAUGGACGUUCUCGGGACUCCGCCGGAUUUUGCCACAGAACUCAACGAGCUGCUGACCACGGAAGACUACUAUCCGGACUCCGAGAUGUCGGUCUGCAACAGGGAGGACUCUCAGAAAGCCAGCUCUGGGCCUCUGGCGGCUCUGUAUUCCCUCCUGUUCACAGCCGGCCUGCUGGGGAACGUCCUGGUGGUCCUCGUCCUGGCCGUCCACAAGAAGCAGAGGAGCACGACGGACGUCUACCUCCUGAACCUGGCCGUCGCCGACCUGCUCUUCGUGCUCUGCCUCCCCUUCCUGGUGCACGACUACCUGGACCAGUGGGUCUUCGGGAACUGGAUGUGCAAGCUGGUCUCCGGCGUGCACUACCUGGGCUUCUUCAGCAGCGUCUUCUUCAUCACCCUGAUGAGCGUGGACCGGUACCUGGCCAUCGUGCACGCGGUCUACGCCCUGAAGGUCAGGACGGCCUCCCGGGGGGUGGGCGUGAGCCUGGCCGUGUGGAGCCUGGCCCUCUUGGCGUCCACCCCGGCCGUGUUUUUCUACGAGAGUUUCUUCGAGGACGGCGCCUGGAAGUGUUACCUCGCCCCCUCCGAAGGGAGCAACCGGUGGAAGCUGUUCACCAACUUCGAAAUCCACCUCCUGGGCCUCCUGAUUCCCCCCGGCAUCCUGACCUACUGCUACGCCCACAUCCUCCGGCAGCUGAGGAGGUGCCAGAACCACAACAGGGAGAAGGCCAUCCGGCUGGUGCUCGUGGUCGUGGUGGCCUUCUUCGUCUUCUGGACCCCGUUCAACGUGGUGCUCUUCCUGGACUCGCUCCACAGGUUGGGGAAGCUGGGGGACUGCGGGGUCAUCCAGAAGCUGGACCGGGCCAUAUGGACCACCGAGGCCCUCUGUCACUCCCACUGCUGCGUCAACCCGGCCAUCUACGCCUUCGUGGGGGAGCGCUUCCGGAAACACCUGGCCGAGAUGUUCCGCAGGUUCAGGUGCCCGCUCUCGGCCUGCCCGGACGGCCGCGUCCUCCGAGAACCCCGGGAGGGGUCCCAGUCCCUGCCCUCCGCCUCGUCUCGCUCCUCCGGGUCUGACUGCAUUCUGUGAGGCGGACGGUGCCGGUCGGGGGAGCGCGACCGAGAGGGGAAGCGGAGAGGUGCGGGACCGUCCGGGGCCGCCGGAACGUCCAUCUUGUUGCCGGCUGUUGGCGCCUUGAUCGUCUCCCACGAAAGGUGGCCCCCUCCCCCGGCGACCAGUUCCAACCCCACAGGACCCGCUUCACAGACGGCUUCACGGUUAGAAAGGAGGUCCCGAAGAAUUGCGGAGGCCUGGAAUCCUACAGCCGGAAGAGAUCUUGAGAAAUCAUCGGGUCCGACCCCGCCCAAGGCCCCUGAAUUAUAUCGCUGCCUCUUGCUCAUCUUGCGAUUCACCGUACCCCGCCACCAGCUCCGUCCCUCUAGUCUGUUAUUUUUUUUGGCUCGGCACAGAACGAGGGAGGGCGGUUGAGAUGUUUGCUUUCGUCUCCGUCCCUGUACCACCGAUGGAGUCGGGGAGAGAGACCCAGAGAUACCAAAGGAACUCCUUUCUCCUGCCUGGAAGGAGCAUCGCCAAACAGGCCCAUGAUGACAUUUUCAGGGUGUAAGAUUCUGCACCUUUCCCUCGGGCUUCAGAAAUCAACUGGGCCUUGCUUAUUUUCUAUGAGUUUAGACCAAGACACAUCCUGAUUCUCGGCAGGCAAAUCCUCAGUGUCAGAAUGAGGACGGUGCAAAGGACGAGGAAAGACGAGUCGGAUGAAGUCGAUCCAUCGGUCAGUCGGUGGUAAUUAUUGAGCUCUUCCUGUGUGCGAAACACUUCACUAAAUGCUUGGGACAGUACAAUAGAACAGAGUUGGUAGACCGGAUCCCUGCCCACAACUAACUAGUGGUCAUGAUCAUAAGUAGGAUCAAUAGAGCUUUUUGAGCAUCCACUGUGCAGAAGCAGCGUGGCUCAGUGGAAAGAGCCUGGGCUUCGGA
Messenger RNA from Ornithorhynchus anatinus (platypus), 2074 nucleotides. RefSeq names its product C-C chemokine receptor type 8-like. The record is from RefSeq and is a predicted model, not a curated record. Gene Ontology annotation, cellular component: membrane. Gene Ontology annotation, biological process: G protein-coupled receptor signaling pathway; chemotaxis; immune response. The transcript has 2 exons. Lineage: Eukaryota; Metazoa; Chordata; Mammalia; Monotremata; Ornithorhynchidae. The coding region runs from base 78 to 1169 and encodes 363 amino acids. Gene Ontology annotation, molecular function: chemokine receptor activity.